GUGAUUUCUGGGAAACAGCCCUCCCCGGGAGAACUGAAACUUAAGGGUGGGGAUCGUAGACGGGCUGUGAGACCAGGAACUGCCUAGCCAGCAGCUGAGUUGAGGUCAGCUGAGUUUGGGACCAACUGCACCGCAGCUCAGAAGUGUUGAUGCUGCUGAAGCUUCCUGCUGCUCUUACCCUCCAAGAUGGCAUCAGGCAAGGCACGCUCCACUCGAAAGCUCCGGAACUGGGUGGUGGAGCAAGUGGAGAGCGGGCAGUUCCCAGGAGUAUGCUGGGAAGACACAGACAAGACCAUGUUCCGGAUUCCCUGGAAGCAUGCUGGGAAGCAGGACUUCAGGGAAGACCAGGAUGCUGCCUUCUUCAAGGCCUGGGCGAUAUUUAAGGGAAAAUACAAGAAGGGGGACAUGGAAGGCCCUGCUACCUGGAAGACUCGCCUGCGCUGUGCCCUCAACAAGAGUCCUGAAUUUGAAGAAGUUCCUCAGAGGGGCCGAAUAGAUGGCACUGAACCCUAUAAGGUGUAUCGGCUGCUGCCGCAAGGAACCCUCCCUGCUCACCCAGAAGCCCAGAAAUCAAAGCGACACCACAGUUCUGUGUGCCCUGAGCGGGAGGAUGAGGGCGCCAUGAAAAAGUGCAGACUCGGUUCCUCUCUGCUGCAGGACCCCCUCCAAAGGGAAGCAGUGGAGGCCGACGGGGGCGCGGGCCGCUCUGACUUUGGAAGCAGCAGCAACAGCAGCUGCAGCAACAGCAACAGCCCCGAGCCUCAAAAAGGUGCAGACACAGUCCACGCCUCUCUCCAGAGAGAAGACGCAUGCCUGGAGCCUGUGCUCCUUCCGGAGUCAGAGCCUCAAGCUGAGCAGGAGGACUACUGGGAAGAGAUGCCGGUGCUGUGGGACCAUCCUGUGUCCAUAGACUACUCGCUGAUGCUCACCUUCAUCUACGGCGGGCGUGUGGUGGGGGAGACCCAGGUGCAGAGCCUGGACUGCCGCCUGGUGGCCGAGCCCACGGACACCCAGUGUGGCAUGGAGCAGGUGGUGUUUCCCAAGCCGGGCCCGCAAGAGGCCGCCCAGCGCCUGCUGAACCAGCUCAAGAGAGGUGUCCUGGUGGCCAGCAACUCCCGAGGACUCUUUGUGCAGCGCUUAUGUCCUAUCCCCAUCACCUGGAAUGCACCCCAGGCCCCAUCAGGCCCAGGCCCACAUCUGCUCCCCAGCAACGAGUGUGUAGAGCUCUUCAGAACAGCCUGUUUCCGCAGAGACUUGAGGAGGUUCUCCCAGGGCCUGGGUCCAGCGCCCAAAUUCCAGGUGACACUGAAUUUCUGGGAGAAGAGCCCUGGCCCCAACCACACCAAUGAUAAUGGUCUGAUCACAGUGCAGAUGGAACAGGCCUUUGCCCGACACUGGCUGAAGGAGACUGCAAAGGAGCAGGCAGCUACGCUGUCCUUGGUGCAGAGCUUGGAGGACCCGCCGUCCUGCUCGCCUCUCUUCUCCCUGUCUCCUUUGAGUGAGACUGUUUACACUCCCUGUUCAACUACCUCCCUCGGUGAUGACUCUCGGUGUUGUCUACAACAGUUACCUCCUUGAAUGUUUCAUGUACCUUGGCUGAUGGGAAACUCAAGGAUGACUUUUACCCUUGUAAAAAAAAAAAUCUUUGAAAUAUGCCCUCUUUCAUGUCUGAGGACCUGGGAAAGUGGAGAUAGUAUGGACUCAAGGGACCUUUCCUUCUUAUCCCAAGUCUGAAGGCAACACUUUAUAUUUGUCUUUCACUAAGGACUUCAAAUUUUACUGAAAGAGAACGUAUUGUCUGUCUUUUUGGGAGAAGAAGGAAUCGCGGGGAAAUGAGAAGAUGUAUACUUGAGAGCAGUGCAUUUGGCUUCUCUUCCUGUGGACACCCCUGGGCCUCAACUUUCCCCUCCCUACAGGUGUGGCCAGGAAGCUGUCUGGACUUGGGGAAUUCUGACCCUGACUCUCUCCCUCUGGGUACCAGCUUUAGGGAGAGGGUUGGUGUUUGUGCCAAGAGGGAUGCUGAGCUGAUAGCCACUGUCACCACCAGCUGCCCAGUUCUAUGUUAGAGCCCUCUGAUUCGGUCUUAACAACAGGCCUAGGACUGGAGUCUUAAAGGAGAGCUUGAACUUGGUCUGAAACUCUGGAGCAGAGACCCUGGGGCCUGGAGGUGGAGUGGAAAUCAGGGAGUUGUCUAGACAUUCAUUACUCAGCACCUCUUUCCCCAGCACUCAUCUGCUCGGCCACGACUGAGGGGUACUCCAAGCUAGUUCUCUUGUACUAUCUGAAGCCCAAAAAAGACAAUCUGGCCUAGACUGCCAUGUCUCCAGCACUCUUCACUGAGGUGUGAGGGCUCCAAGUCAGCCGGCACUCCUCUCUCUCACCUGUAUGUCUUUUACCACCAAACUAGAAGUUCUUCACAAGGCCACUUGGCCCCCCACCUAUGUAUACUCACUUCCACCAGACUGUUCAGGUCAGACUCUGCUUCUCUGACCGCCACAGCCUGUAGCCUCCAGCUUCCCCUUCCCAACAAGACCCCCGGUUGGAGAAGGGGCUCCCCAGACUGGCUUCCCCCUCACCGUGUCAGCCUUCUGUGGCUCACCUGUCCACGAUCAAGCGCAGAUGCCUGGAAGCUUGAGGAUCUUGCCAUCUCUUUGACAAAUUUCAGAGCAGCUUUUGGACCUUUCUGUCUCCUUGGAACUUCCUUUUCUUCAGUCUGGCCCAUCCUCCUGAGAAGGCAUCUGCUGUGAAGAAACCAGGCACUGGGUACACAACAAGCGCUGUCUGAUCUGCGGAAGCCCCUCCUACAUACUGGUGCCCGCUGCUGACUUCGUUUUCCUUCACGCCCCACAUGCAGUCUGUCAGAGAUCCCCUCACAAACCCUUCCAAAUCUAACCAGGAUCGACCACUUUUCUGGCCCUCCACUGCUGUCGCUUUGGACCAAGUUACCAUCAUCUCUCACCUCUUCUUCCUGCUUUCUUCUACAUCUAUUCUGCUCCUACCCCUGUGCCCUAUCAGUGCUCCACACAGGAGAGACCUCACACUUACGUCUCCUUCUGCCCCUCUGCUCAAAGCUCUCCCCUGGCUCUCAGUUCAUUCAGGGAGAAAAAGCCAGGUCCUUAAAAUGGCUUCCAGAGUCCUUGUGAUGGGGCCUCCAGCCUCACCCCUAGCUGAUCCCUUUGUCUAAAAAUGCUGUUCCUUCAGCGGGGCUCGUGGCUUCUGGCUCUUUCCCAGAGGGCUUCCCUGAGCGCCCUUCAGCGGCAGCCUGUGCUGUGCUGUGCUCCUGCGCUGCCUCAUUUUUCUUCAGAGCAACAAUCAUAGCCCUCGUCUCCUCAGUUAUCUCUCCUUCCCUGUUCCCUGAGAAAGGGGACUCGUUUUGGUCAUUGCCUGCUGGAAAGAACAUUUGUUGAGUGACUGGAGGAAUGAAUUACUGUACCCUCUGCUUGCCUCUGAAACUGGCCCUCAGCACCUUAGACCAGGUGUCCCCACUUCUGCAAGUGUGCCCUAAUGUGAACACUUGCAGGCACUGACAGCAUUCGUACAGUGAUUGAAACAGUUUUGGAAUGUCAUAUAGAAGGUCCUGAGAUGCUCCUCAUUUCUGUCUGCUAGCAGCAAUUCAGCCCAGCAGAGUGCAAUAGGAACUGGGAACAUAGAAUUUCAAGAGAGCAGAGUUCCCAACCAUGCUGUCACUACGUAUCUGUAUGGCCUGGGAGAAAUUCUAUGGGCAUUUUUUCAUCUGUAAAGAGAAGGCUUAGACUAGGCUUUGAAAUCUUCAGCCUAUGGUUAUAAAUUUAGGGUGAUUGCACCUUCAGUUGACAAAUGAGAAUUAGGUGCCAGGCACCAGUUGAUAAAACAAGACUCCAAUUUUAAGAGCUCAUAAACUAGAAGCACAAGAUGAAAUUGCAUCUGUGUGCACAGGACUUGGUGAUAGCACACAGGUGGGAAGUCCAUGGGGAUUACAUCCAAGAUGAAAAAAAUGUAUAAAAUGAAGACUGAUG
Molecule: messenger RNA, 3995 nt
Organism: Condylura cristata (star-nosed mole)
Lineage: Eukaryota; Metazoa; Chordata; Mammalia; Eulipotyphla; Talpidae
Gene: IRF9
Product: interferon regulatory factor 9
Exons: 9
Coding region: 187-1578 (463 amino acids)
Biological process (GO): immune system process; regulation of transcription by RNA polymerase II
Cellular component (GO): nucleus
Molecular function (GO): RNA polymerase II cis-regulatory region sequence-specific DNA binding; protein binding; DNA-binding transcription factor activity, RNA polymerase II-specific
Source: RefSeq, a predicted model, not a curated record